Hyalella azteca is the source of this 3024-nucleotide messenger RNA. Its product is annotated as alkaline ceramidase 2-like. Gene Ontology annotation, biological process: ceramide metabolic process. The record is from RefSeq and is a predicted model, not a curated record. The transcript has 2 exons. Gene Ontology annotation, molecular function: hydrolase activity, acting on carbon-nitrogen (but not peptide) bonds, in linear amides. The coding region runs from base 328 to 1134 and encodes 268 amino acids. Gene Ontology annotation, cellular component: membrane. NCBI's taxonomy places the organism in Eukaryota, Metazoa, Arthropoda, Malacostraca, Amphipoda, Hyalellidae.
GAUUUUUAUUCCAGAAAAUGAGUCUGGCCAAACUCAAAUUAUCCCUCAUUGAUUUCCGCCUUAUUUCUCGUGCGUAAUGGGCGCUUAUUUCUAGCGCGGAUGGGUCAUGAGUCAUCCUCUACUUCUCUGUGUAAUUACUUUUUGUGGACAGAAUCGAGCUUACACUUUCGUCGUAGACUGAAACGUUUUAAGAUACUCGUACUUAUUUCAUUAAUAUAGAUUGCUGGAAAACUUCGCAAAUAUCUACUAAUCUGGAACGCAACCAAGAAGGAAGUGGAAAUUACGGAAAUUCACAGCGUUAAUUUGUGACCGUGCCCCAACUUCACAAUGGUUUUCAAGCAAACCAUAACCGAAAAAUGGCUGGCGGCAGGAUCCUCGCCCGUGGAUUGGUGUGAGGAGAACUACACUGUCAGCAGCAGCAUCGCCGAGUUCACCAAUUCGCUCUCGAAUGUCCUCACUGUCAUCAUCCCCGCAUAUUGCAUCAAAAAUCAACUCUGGAGGUCUUAUCGCAAGCACAUAUCAAAUGGCCCUCAGGUCAUCCUUUACUUAACAGCCCUAAUUGGCAUCGCUAGUGCGUAUUUUCAUGGCACGCUCUCUUUGUUCGGUCAGCUUCUGGACGAAGUUUGGAUCAUUUGGGUAAUGUGUGUGGCUUAUGCUUCACUAACAGCCGAUUGCUAUAGGCCUGUGAUAUUCAGAGGUUCUCGAGCCAAUAUUGUAGCCCUUUUCUUGGCCACAUUUCUAACUUUGAUGUGGUUUGUAGCUCCCUACACCAACGCCUUCUGGAUGAUGACUAUGGGCGCUCCAGUUUACUAUUUCCUAUAUAACGAAUGUUUCGUUGUGAAGAGAAAAUAUUCUCUCAGCUUGGUCAGACUGAGCCUCGUCUUGAAUAUCCUAGGUAUCACCUUUUGGGUGGCUGACAGAGCGAUGUGCAACUUUUGGUUGAGUCUUGGGCUGCCAGGGCUACACAACAUAUGGCAUCUGCUGUGUGGUGUUGGUUCAUACCUCAACCUCACAGUUUUCGCGUAUCUCAAAGCUGCCUCGGACGCACCUUACCUCAUACCCACCAUCCGUUACUACCCAGGCGACACUUGGGGACUGCCUUACGUUCACUGUAAAAGUAAAUUACCUUCAUAAAACUGUAUAUUAUGAUGUUCAUUGGUUGAAUUCAUUUUUCCGGGAUGCCACGGUGACAGACUUCAUUUUUACCUCAUUUGAAAUUGUUUGAUUCUGAGUAACAGAUUUAUUUAAAAACAAUUCGAUAAAAAUAAUUACGAGUAAAGUAUUGGAAAAUAUUGUCUGACAGUAUUGAUCUGAUAUUUUCAUUUAAAAAUAUUUCAGUACCCCUGUUGAAUAUUCAAUAUUAACAUUUGCGUUUCAAAGAAUCUGAAGGUUUUCCGUUCUACAGAAAUGGUGUUGUUUUACUCCAAGGUUAACAUUUGCCUUGUAACUGUAACACAUAUCCCCUUCCCAUGUGAAUCAAUGGCUCUGGGGAAUAGGAGAAAAUUUCCGCGGUGGACAAGCAAGAGCGCGCUUUGAAUUUUUAUGUAUGUUAAUCAUAUGGUAUCGUUUACAUUUUUAUCUGAGUAUCAUGUGAUAGUUUUAAGUGAAAACUCAUUUCGUUCAAUUCAAUAAUCGAAGACAGUGGAGACUUAUGCAUCUAACAUAUGUUAACAAUUAAACUAAAUUGUAUGCAGUACUACUAAUUUGAUCAAAUGAAAUAUGCGUAAUUACUUUUCGAUAAGUAUAAGAAAUAACACAUCUUGUAGGAGCGCCGAGCGGCCGUGUUGCCGUCUUUCCUGAGGCUUAAUGCGUUCGGCUGACUGCGCUGAAGAGGAGCCCUCGAAAAAGAUGGAUAUAACAUUUGCUUGGUUUUGUCUCCUUUGCUGCGACUGUAACGGAAUGGAUGCGAUGGUCACAAUGUUUAAUUAUUUGGUGAGAAUUUCUUUCUUUGAGAUCAACAAUUAAUCCAAAGUAGUUUUACGCAAACAGCAUCAUGCGAGUGAAAAUAGUGUAUAUCAUUCAAGAUAAUUCGGACUACAUUUUUGUCACUAAAAUGAUUGAAAGCUUUUAAUUAUAGUACGUCACUUGCCCUGACUGACAGACACGUCCCAACUGGAAAUAGAAAAAAAACUUGAACGUACAAACCGCAGGAUGUUGGUAAUGUGGCUCAUGAGGUCGUAAUAAGCAGCGAUACAUAGGAGUAGAUAAUUCUCAGAUAGUGCAAACCUGCACUUGUUAUAACUUAUAAGUAUGUCAGAAUUAACAUAUUAGGGAUGUCGUCGGAGUUGAAAUUCCACGCAUGCUUCCUCCUAAUAAGAUUUCAAGCUAGUAAUCUUUAGAAACAAAGAUAGUAUCAUGGAAUAUUCAUGUUAUCAGGAUAUAUACUUAACUGUCAUACAAUUGCAGAAUUGUAUUUCAGCGAUGUUCCAUUCUCUAAGCCACCUUAAAAUCUUUUGCCAAUAAAAGCUGUAAUUUCGGACGAUUGAGGGAAAGUCCAGGGUUGACUCUGAAAACGAUAGUAAGUUCAGCUCAGAAAUUUACUCAAUUCUCCUCAAUGAAGCUAGGACCAUUUAAUCAGCAUUUAGAGAAGCAAUGAAGCCAAGGUUGCUUCAGUGCUUUUCACAAUAAAAGGCCAGAGCCAAGAAACGACAUCGGAGUCCUCCUUCGCCUAUCCUGAGUAGGCGCGAACAUCUUGCUUUUAUCUCUGAAAUAAACUUAAGGAAACUAAGAGUGAUCCCAAAAUGGAGGAAUUAGAAACGUAUGGCUUCCUGCACUUCUGUAAGUAAGAAAAUCACAUCGUAGUUCUCACCACAGCAUGUAGAAGCGAACUAUUUCUUCCAUGGGAUUCCUACCCAUAAUCAGUAACAGUAUUGCACCAGAAUUCAAGUAAUUCGGGCCGCUAUUACUAACACUCCCAAUCUUCAUCAAUUUGCGGAUCUUGAAAUGUUUUCUUUAGCGCAUAAAACUUUCGUUUUUUUAAAUAUUACAAAUAAUUACAUGUUAAUUCUAAUGUCUUUAAACGUC